UUUCUAUGGUGUUAAAUUAGUCCGCAUAUAUGAACUUACUGCGCUAUCAAAUAAUUUUACUGGUGCAGUUUUUGUUAAUAUUAUAUGAUUUGUUUGCCAAUGCAUCCUCUGAAUUGUUUAGUCACGUUAAUGUUAAUCUUUCGGUUAUAUAUGUCGUUCAGGACCUAUGUAUACUUUUCUGCAGUUUGAUUUUUUGCCUACUUCUGUCUAGCACGUUCGUUUUUCAAGCGGGCUAUAUAAAUCUUCUCUUGUCACAAUUCAAAGAUGCUAUACUCGUUACAUUGUGCUAUCUGAUUUUGAGUAUUUCUUUACAUUGCUGGGGAGCGAUAUCGAGAUGGAACGAUCCUGCUAAGAUGCCAUCUUCAGUCGGAUACCAAAUACUCUAUGCUUUUCAGAGGACAUGUAAGUAAAAGGACUCAUUUGAAUCGCAUACACAUUUGUAAAAUUGUACUCAAGAAAAUGUCAUUAAACUCUGGUAUUCUCAGUUUACACUCACGUAUAAUGUUUUGAUCUAGUACAACUAUGAAGUUAAGCUCGCAAAGUAACUUGGCGAAAAUCAGGGGCAUUUUUGGUUUUACCUGAAACAUUACUUUAAAUAGUAUUUUUAUGGCAAAUAAAUAACCGAGAUGUUUUAUCUGAAAAUAUCAUGUCCGACUUCCAGUUUCUAACCAGUAAAGAUUCUUGAUUUUUGCAGUCAUAGCUGAGAAGCACAACUACUAGUACAUCUGGCUGAAGAAAAGUUUGUCGGUUUGGUAAAAACUGGAUGAUGAAGAGACGUUAUGUAAUACCACACUUUAAAGUACAAAUUGCUUAUGAAGCAUAAAUAUUUAUGACAGAAAAAUGCACGCAUUUAAGACUAUCAAAUAUGCUUAGUUAUUUUCUAAAAAUACUACAACUACAUAAGAUAUCAUACAGUAAUCCAUAUAAUCAUGGAAUAUAUGAACCUGUCUCGCUGAAAAAUUUGUCCCUCAACGUUAUGGUCUGUAGCCUGGUUCAUUCAACAAAAAUGCUCUUUGCACUUGAAUGAUCCAGUGACGUAUAUGCUGAAGUCCAUCAAAAAUGCCUGUAACUUGUGUUUAUCUAUUGGUAACCAGUCUGACUCAAAUAGCGACUUUUGAACUCUGACCAUAAAGCUGAAUAUAUCCCUACCUUAGAAGACUGCUCAAUGAAUGUUGGGUUGUUUACCAAAGUUUAUUGAGUAUGAUUAUUACAAACCAAUCAUUGCGCCGGACGAAAAUGGUACAUACGUCUUUCAGUCCAUCCUUAUACAUAUUACAUUUUUAUUCUCUUUGUAUUUAAGUACAAAAUUCACUUGGUAAAGUUCUAUCUGUUAUACAACCUUGACAUGGAAGCAGGACAGCUUAAUUACCAAGAGGAUGCGUCAGGAUAGAUAUCUAUCCUAUAGUUUGACUUGGAUAUAAGAGUACUUAAGUAGGAUAAUCACAGCAUUUCAAUCCAGCUGUGAUGUAUGAAACCCAUUAUUCGAAUUAAAUGAGUAAAUGGAUCUAUAGAAAUGAUAGUCAUAAAAAUUACAAUAUUGUAUUUCACUAAAAACAAUGAAGGAUUAUCAUUUCCGAAUUCACAUAAGCGUUUCAUAUCAAAAGUAAAGAUAACUUUCAUGUAAUAGGUUUUUAAAUAAUUAGCAACUAUUUAGAUAUUUUUUAUAGCAUGUUUAUUUACUGACUAAUGUCAAGUAACAUUUGUACUUUACUAAAUUUUAAUUAAGGGUCAGUAUUAUACUACUUUUUUUACAAGAGAACAAUUUAUCGACUAGGAGAUUCUAGAUAUUAUGAAGACCGUGAAUGGAUAAAGAAACAAAUCGAAAAUAAUUCUUGAAGAUAAAAAAAUCAUUAUUUAUAUUUGAAAAACUGCAUACUUCUGACUAUCUUUGUGUAGCAAACAACAUCUCAAAUAAAUGAUUUUAUGUGCAAAUUAGCUUACCUAAAAUUAUCCAAAAAGAAUGUUAAAGAUACUUUAGUUUUUAAUUUGACCCUUUUACUUGCCGAUUUCUCUCAAUAUUUUUAACCUAUUCAUUGCUGUGUUAAAAACGACUAGGGUCCAGUAAGGAAGUUGUCAAAUAAAAUUAUGAGGCUUUGUUCCUUAACUUGAUCAGGAUGUAAAUUAACAACGAUAUUAAUCUUAGAAAAAUUCCCUUCAUUGGUAAUAAUUUUCUUAGGGGGGUCAACUGGAUAAUCAAGCUAAGACAAACCACUCACAACUCUGGUGUUUUUGCCUUGAAAACAAUUUUAGAACUUUUUUCGUGGAAUCCGAAUUGUACCGGGAACGGCCUACCAAAGUAGGGAUGGAAUAUUAAUACACGCCAAAUUUACGGUUCCGAAUGGAGUGUAGCGGAUAAAUGUAUUACUAUACGAAUCAGUCAUGCACAUCAACAUAAGUGCCAUAAAGAGGACUUACAACUAUAAUAGACAGGUACUAGUUCCAAGAACAAUUUUUUCUCGACAGAACUUUCGACUCUACUUGGAUUCUUACUCAAGCAAGCCCCGGUUGGGUUAGAAUUAGGAACAUUUAUAAAUAGCUAAAUCUGAGACUAGAGUAUACCACUUUAGACUCAUGUUGAGAAUAGUGUCUUUAAGUUAUAUAUUUUGCUUCGCAGAGACCAAGUGAAUUAAUAACUGGACAACAAAGCAAUAACGCGGGAUAAUAAACUAGCAUAACCAGGGAAAGCUUUAAUCUGACUGACUUUUUUGAAGAAUUGGCUGUAAGUAUCUGUAGUCAGUCAUAUGCACCGUGGAACCUCGUAAAUAUAUGCGUGGGUUUGACAUGCAAAAAAUAUCAACACGGUAGAGCGAAGUUAUCGAGAUGAAUGUUGGUAAGCCUCAAGUGUAUUACAGAACCAUUUGGGAUCGAAAAAGUGACUUUAAGGUCAAAGCGUGUAAAUCGAUCUUGAACGAAGUUUUUCGAAUCAUAUUAGAUCAAGGUGUUAACUGUGGAUCAUAUAAUGAUUACGUAUAAUAAGGAAAGUAUCAUUUACUAUUUAAAGGAUGUUAGAUUGCUAGGAAAGUACUCACAUGUAGAUGAGGAAACGGAAUAGCUGUUUAAGAUUGGGAUUAUGAAUUGUGAUAUAUAUAAUAGGCCUGAACAUUGCUCUUGGUCUUAAACUUCAACGUCGAAGGACCUAUAACCAUAUUAGAAAAGUUCAUUAUUCACCUGAAAACAAAACCAGUAGAAGCAACAGCAGUGUUAGUGAUGGUAAAAAAAAUAGAAGUAACGAAUAUGAUAUACG
Molecule: messenger RNA, 3244 nt
Organism: Schistosoma guineensis
Lineage: Eukaryota; Metazoa; Platyhelminthes; Trematoda; Strigeidida; Schistosomatidae
Source: the annotation of a GenBank genome assembly